UGUUAGUGUCAUUUUCCGACAUGACAAGACAAGGUGUCAAGUUUGGUGAACUUUGGUGAUAAUUUCUCGAUUCUCAGAAAUAUAAUUUCUCUAAAAUAUCUCUUGGAAACACAAAUUCUUAUCUCACCACAUCACUCCUAACCUGUUAAAUUGCAUACGCUUUGUGAAUGAAAGGUGAUUAUCUAGCCAAAAACAUGGCGAACAACCGGAUUCCGUCUGGCCCCAAUACACCAGGCAGUCAACAAACGCCCACACACCAGGGUAUAAAGGUGUUUAUACAGCGGGAUUACUCAGAGGGAACUGCUGUCAAGUUCCAGACCAGGUUCCCUGCGGAGCUUGAAGACAGGAUAGACAGACAGACAUUUGAAUAUACAAUGGAGCGACUGAAUGAACACUUUGAAAUGGCGGAAUCGGCGGACUGCAGUACAUACUGCGAGGGAUGCCUGGCAUGUCUCACGGCUUACUUCAUUUAUAUUUGUACGGAAACACAUUAUGAGAAGCAUCUACGAAAAGUGUCCAAGUUCAUUGCAACACAGAAUGAAAGAAUCUACAACCCGCGCGGCAUACACAUAACAGACCCAAUACUGAGAGGCUUACGGGUCAUAGAAAUUACCAUAAUCGAUCCACCCAACUGUCAGAGUCCUACAGGAAACAGUACGGGCCAGCUGAGGCACACUUGACCACCACACGAGAGCCGCGAGUUCUUCAUGUAACAUCAGCUCUGCUACUGGUUCUAGGUCUAGCCGGGGACUGAGCAGCACACAUGAUAAGGUUGAUACGUUAGAUAUUAUGUUACGGACACAAGUUUUGUAAAUUUAUAGGUUAGGAAGUGUUUUAAGUCUUUGUGGCAGAUUCAAGUGGGAAAAAAAUACUAAGUGAGAGCUUUGUAAUUGGCUAUGAUGCCUGGUUGAUUGUCACGUAUAUUUGUAUAUUGAAUGCUGAUCUAAUAGGUUUGUUUCACUAUACAAAAAAAUAGAUAAAAGUUCAGUAAAAUA
Messenger RNA from Plutella xylostella (diamondback moth), 995 nucleotides. Its product is annotated as golgin subfamily A member 7. Gene Ontology annotation, biological process: peptidyl-L-cysteine S-palmitoylation; protein targeting to membrane. NCBI's taxonomy places the organism in Eukaryota, Metazoa, Arthropoda, Insecta, Lepidoptera, Plutellidae. Gene Ontology annotation, cellular component: palmitoyltransferase complex. The record is from RefSeq and is a predicted model, not a curated record.